UGUCCACUGUCACUGCGGACACCUGCGUGGAUUCAGCAAAGCGAACGAUGACCUCUUGAGGAAACAUCCCGGUUGACAUCCAAAACGUGUUCGUGUUUCUGGGUCAAAAGGGACAAACACAUUGCGAUCCAACGGGUUUGAGAUUCCGCUGAAUACAAUCAACACCUGGCAUCAACUUUCACAAACAAAUGGUGGACACUGACCCGUCAGUGAUGUUUUCCGGCGGGUGAUUCUCAUCGCUGGAAGAAGCGACGACAACUUUUGCACCCGCAGAACUUAAAGCGGAAUCGAUCAUCUUCAGUGACUCACACGACAACGAGUGUGAUUUCCGGUGCCGUCUGGUUAAAACGAAGAAAUAGCAGCGGUGUCGACAACAAGACACCACGGUCUGUUUUGUUUACGGGUCUUGGAGAAGUUACUGCUGCCAACCCAACCGCCGAGUCGCGAGAUAUAAACGUCACGCCGUCGGCAGCGCGUCACCGCUUCCGACGCACGUUGCUCGUUAGUUGUUUAGCAAUUAGCCGUGAGCAGUGCAACUUACACAUCUACAAAUGGCGAAUGGAUGCAAAGACGUGUUGUUUUCACGUGGAGGUGGACAGAGUGACGAUUCAGAUAUAUGGGAUGACACAGCAUUGAUAAAGGCAUAUGACAAGGCUGUUACAUCGUUCAAGACUGCCCUUAAGGGCGAAGAGGCGCCGGAGGCCUCCAAGAAAAACCUGCCAGGAAAAAAACGCAAGAACAACAAAAAGAACCAAAGCAGGAAAAGAACGAAUGCAGCCGCAGAUAAAGAGUGGCAGGUUGGGGACCCGUGCAGUGCGUACUGGUCAGAGGAUGGCCAGCUCUAUGCAGCCACUAUCUCCUUCAUAGACGAGAAGAGAAGCACUUGUAUCGUUGUUUACACAGAAUACGGCAACGAGGAGGAGCAGAACCUUGAAGACUUACUUUCAGAGAUCUCUGAGGCUGAUGAAGAAACAAAUACCAAGGAGGCAGAAUCAUCAACAGAGGAAAGUGACAGGUCAACCACACCAAACCAUCACAAACAACAGCCACACAGUAAACCCCAGAAGUCCAAGGCCCAUAAAGAACCCCCUCCUAUGCGGGCUCCUGGUUUCCCUGGGUUUCCUCCAGGUCCUCCUCCCAUGCAUGCUUUCCGACGGGGAGGAAGCCGACGAUCUGGUGGUCACGGUCCUGUACCUCCUCCCUGGCCUCCCAUGAUGCCUUUUGGUCCACCAAUGAUCCCUCCACCUCCGCCUAUGAGCCCUGACAUGGUGGAUGAUGAAGCUUUGGGCAGCGUGCUCAUCUCCUGGUACAUGAGUGGAUAUCACACGGGAUACUACUUGGGGUUGAAACAAGGACGCAAAGAAGCUGCCAAUUGGACGAAACUGCACCACAAAUGAAAUGAGCAACUCAAUAUUUCAUAGUUUUAGGUUCUCAGGGCGUGACCUGGUGCAGCAGCCAUCUGCUGUCUGUUGUGCCUGAUGCGUGUGUUUCUUGUUUCAAUGAAAUGUUAUAAACUAAGUGUACAUGCUAUGAGUUUAUCGUAGCUCAAGGAGGAGAGUUUUGUAUUCUUUGUAAAUAGAUUAAAUAAAGGCUAUCGGAACACAGUU
This is a messenger RNA of Cyclopterus lumpus (lumpfish), 1607 nucleotides long. RefSeq names its product survival of motor neuron 1, telomeric (gene smn1). Bases 552 to 1397 code for a protein of 281 amino acids. Gene Ontology annotation, molecular function: RNA binding. Gene Ontology annotation, biological process: mRNA processing. The record is from RefSeq and is a predicted model, not a curated record. NCBI's taxonomy places the organism in Eukaryota, Metazoa, Chordata, Actinopteri, Perciformes, Cyclopteridae. Gene Ontology annotation, cellular component: cytoplasm; nucleus. The transcript has 8 exons.